Molecule: messenger RNA, 1071 nt
Organism: Lizanozyma spartinae
Lineage: Eukaryota; Fungi; Ascomycota; Pichiomycetes; Serinales; Debaryomycetaceae
Gene: ATS1
Product: Ats1p
Exons: 1
Coding region: 1-1071 (356 amino acids)
Source: RefSeq, a predicted model, not a curated record
AUGUUUCUGAUACUAGCCUGUGGAUCCAACGGGAAUUUCCAACUUGGAAACGGGAGUGAUGAGGAUUUGAAUUAUCUACAAAACGUACACUUUGUGGACGAUGUAACUAUUCACGGUAAACCGAUGAAAAUUGCAGGUGGAGGUAACCAUACAUUAAUUUUAUUCGAAGACGGUCAAGUUUACAGCGCUGGUAGCAAUGAGUAUGGCCAACUUGGAAUAGAUCCUGUGAUUAGUAAGUCUUCACCAAGAUUUGCCCCAAUUUUGGGUAAAUGGAAGGAUGUGGCAUGUGGUUGGGAGUUCCUGGUUUUGCUUGAUACUGAAGGCAUCGCAUGGAGUUGUGGUUUAGGGACUAAGGGAGAACUUGGAAUAGGAGAUGGAAUUAGACAAGCAAACAAGCCAACCAAAGUUUCAAUUCCUGAUGGACUAACAUUUGAAAUCGUAAGAUGCGGUGUUUUCCUGACUAUAGCCAGAACACUUAAUGGUCAACUAUAUGGAUGGGGUGUUUGCCGUAAAGGACAAUUAGGAAUACAACCGAAACUCAGUAAUGGAAAACCAAGGGCGUCAAUCUGGUCACCUGAAAAAUUAGAGACACCUUUGGAUUACGUUACAAGGUUUGAAAUGGGCAGAGAGUGCACUUAUAUAGAGGGUAAAGAUAAUUUGGUGUAUCAAUUGGGAACCGAGAUAACAAAAGUUGAAAUGUCACCGCAAAUUCAGCAUGUGGAUCAAAUUGAAACAAUGUGGUCUUCGAUUCAUUUCCGAAGUAGCAAUACGAUUGUAUCACAGGGUAACAAUAGUCACGGUCAAUUACUAAAUGAUACUCCUGAAGAUCCUCUUGUGUGUAUGGCAACUGGUAGUGAACAUGGACUUGUCCUCACUCAACUGAACAAAGUUUAUGCAUGGGGUUGGGGAGAACAUGGCAACUGUGGAAGGCACGAGAAUAAUAAUGAUGAUGAUAGUGAUAAUCAAGAUCCUGUUACCUACUCCAAGUUAAAUCUUAUCUACGAUGAUAUCCAUAAGGUCAUAGCCAUUGGUGGAGGAUGUGCUACAAGUUGGGUUGUCAUUGAGAAAUAA